AGCUGCCUCAAUACAAAAACACAGAACUGCUGUUAGUGUUAGCCCGUCUAGUGGACUCUUCACAUGCCAUCACAGUGACAACAGAAGCCCUCUGACUCUCCCAGGACACCGGCUUGCCUCCCUGUGGGAUAAUGGGCCAGCGGAGUGCUGCCUCCACAUCUCCGUUUGGUGACCCAAGAAAGUUUGACCCAAAGUUUAAAGGACCCAUUGGGAAAAGGCACUGUACGGACAUCUUGUGUUGCAUCAUCUUUGUGGUGGUGAUCCUUGGAUACAUUGCACUAGGUGUCGUAGCGUGGAUUCAUGGUGAUCCCAGGAAGAUUAUCUACCCAACUGACAGCUAUGGGCAGUUUUGUGGCCAAAAGGGUACACCUAAUGAGAACAAGACAAUUUUGAUGUAUUUUAACAUUCUCCGAUGUGCAAGUCCAGUCGUGCUUAUAAACCUGCAGUGCCCUACAACACAACUCUGUGUCUCAAAGUGCCCAGACAGAUUUGCUACCUAUCUUGACAUGCAAGCCAACAGAUUCAAUAACAGCUAUUUGGAAUACUACAAGCAAUUCUGCAAACCUGGUUUUGACAAGCCUCAAAAGUCUAUUGCAGAAGUGUUACGGGAUGAAGAUUGUCCCUCUAUGAUAAUUCCAAGCAGACCAUUUCUUCAGAGGUGCUUCCCAGAUUUUUCCACUAGAAAUGGUGUGCUGACAGUUGCAAACAAAACAGAAUUUAAAGAUGGGAUAGGACAAAUGAGAAGUGCAACAGAUCUACGAGCAGCUGCCAAUGGUAUUAAUAAUGUACUUGAUGCAAGAUCAGUUGGAAUGAAGAUUUUUGAGGACUAUGCUAGUUCCUGGUACUGGAUCUUGAUAGCUCUUUUUAUUGCAAUGGUUGUGAGCCUACUGUUCCUUAUACUUCUGAGGUUUACUGCUGGGGUAUUUUUUUGGAUUUUUAUAAUUGGUGUUAUUGGAGUUGUUGGAUAUGGCAUCUGGCACUGCUUUUGGGAAUAUGACAGCUUGAAAGGCGUUCCUGGAGCUGAUUUAACAAUAUAUGACAUUGGUUUACAGACAGAUUUUAGGGUUUACUUGCAACUGAGACAAACGUGGUUAGCAUUCAUGAUAAUACUCUGUAUAGUUGAAGUUGUCAUCAUACUGAUGUUGAUCUUCCUGCGAAACAGAAUCCGAAUAGCAAUUGCCCUUUUGCAAGAAGGUAGCAGGGCAAUUGGAUAUAUCAUGUCAUCACUGUUCUAUCCGAUCAUUACCUUCAUUCUAAUAGCAAUUUGUAUUUCCUACUGGGCUGUAACUGCAGUAUUCAUGGCUACCUCAGGUGAACCUGUAUAUAAAGUGAUGGCCAAUACAACUUUGUGCAAAUAUGCAGAUAUCACUUGCAUUCCUGAAACCUUCAAUACCACCAAUGUGACUAAACUGUGCCCAGGGGCCCAGUGCACUUUUGCAUUUUAUGGUGGGGAAAGCUUCUACCACCAAUACAUACUGGUCUUUCAGCUCUGUAAUGUUUUUAUAUUUUUAUGGCUGGUAAACUUUUCUAUAGCAUUGGGUCAGUGUACCCUUGCUGGUGCCUUUGCCUCUUAUUAUUGGGCCUUCAAAAAGCCUGCAGAUAUUCCAGCAUGCCCUCUCUUUUCUUCAUUUGGAAGAGCAAUAAGAUACCACACAGGAUCCCUGGCACUCGGGUCUCUAAUCCUUGCACUUGUUCAGUUCAUCCGAAUCAUUUUAGAAUAUCUGGAUCACAAACUCAAAGCUUCACAGAACUCCUUUGCCAAGUUCUUACUAUGCUGCUUGAAAUGCUGUUUCUGGUGUUUGGAAAAAUUCAUUAAGUUUAUGAACCGAAAUACAUAUAUAAUGAUUGCUAUAUAUGGCAAGAACUUCUGUACUUCAGCAAAAGAUGCUUUUUUUCUACUUAUGAGAAAUGUUAUAAGAGUUGCAGUAUUGGACAAAGUAACAGAUUUUCUAUUAUUUCUUGGGAAAGUAUUUGUGACUGGCUCUGUUGGUGUGCUUGCUUUCUUCUUCUUCACAAGAAAAAUCCCAGUGCUUACAGAUGAAGCUCCAGCUUUAAAUUACUAUUGGGUACCUCUUUUGACAGUUAUCCUCGGGUCCUACUUGAUUGCACAUGGAUUCUUCAGUGUCUAUGCAAUGUGUGUUGACACGCUUUUCCUGUGUUUUUGCGAAGAUCUGGAAAGGAAUAAUGGCUCUUCUUCGAAACCUUACUACAUGUCACCUAACCUACAUAGGAUUCUGGGGAAAAAGGAAAUAAGCUCAAAGAAGGCAAAGAGUUAAUUGAUCUUGAACACUAACAAAAAGCACUUUUUUUUAACACAAUAACUAAAAACCAUAGGAGGUUAAUGAAGGUUUGACACAAAUUUUUGAUUUUCAAUCGGAACCUGUGGAUUCAUCAAAGCAGAACGUUUUUAUAUAGUGAAUCAGCAUUUUUUUUAGUGCCUAUUAACACAAAGCUCUCAAUGUAUAAAGGAUUUUCCUAAAAAAUGCUUUUAAUAUUUUUAUAAAGCUGAUUUCUACAUAAGGGAACAGCAUUUUUUUUUAAAUAAAUGUUUUUCUUUUUCAUAAAAUACUUGAUACAAUGGUACAUUAAUAUAAUUAGCCAUAAGCGUUUUGUUUUUUGAUGAGAGCUCUGGCAAUGUGACUUUAUAUAAAUGUUUGGUGCUAGCUAAUAUUUGCACUUCACAGGACAGCCACUGAAACUGUGAUGUGAGCUUUCCAGAUUCCUCCAUGAUCCAACAACUCCACGUGGCCCCCUGUAGAAAUAAGCAGCUCUUGUCAUUUGCACAUUAUAUUUGAACCAUGGUUUAUUAUGAUGACGGUAUGAUACUGAAAAUUAUUCCCUCUGUUUACCAGAUUUAAAGGGUAGUUUUCAAAAGUUGUUUUUAAAUAGUACACCGCUAAUAAUUAUGCUUUUUAGUUACAUAUUCAAUUAUUUUCAUGUUUCACAUUUACAUGUCUCUAAGUAGCGGCUCAGUAAGGCAGGACUCUCUUUAAAUUGCUGAAAUCAGCCCAGAUCCUGCCCCCCCCCCUCUCCCACACCAUGUUUAAAACAUCACCGUCGGAGCCAGGGCCGGAACUAGGGGUAGACAGAGUAGGCACAUGCCUAGGGCGCAAAGCUGGGGGGGGGGCACCAGGCACGUACCUUCUCUGUCUCCUACCUUAUGUCCGGGCCCUCUCUCCCUGACUGUUGCUGCAUUUUUACCAUCUUUUGCUCUCCUGCACACGCGCACGCUCCGUUUUUGUGCAAGCGUGCACGAGCACGAUCCAUUUUGGCAUAUCGCAUGAGAGCGAUCCAUUGUGCGCAUGCACGCACAAUCGUUAAACAGUGCGCAUGAGUGCCAAUUUGUGAAUGUGCAUGCUUAGUUAGCGCUGGGCCAGACAGGUUGCCUAGGGCGCCUGGCUGGCCUGGCCCGGCUCUGGUUGGAGCAGGUCAAAGGGGGGGGCAGCAUCGGUAGUGGAAUGAGUGCAGUGUCGGAUGGGCUAGCGGGACACUGGUAAGAAACCCGGUGGGCCCCAGUUGUCAUGGGCUCCUGCUGGCCCAGACUUGCUCCCCUGGCUACUCCAUAAAGACCUCCACCACCACAGCAUUCACAUGUGCGCGUGGCACAUCUUUUGAGCAUGCGCACUGGCCCAGAGAGUAUUAAGAUUGGGAAGGGGCCCCCGGGACUGCCAGGAAGGCCCUUGUUUUGUAGCCCCGGUGGGCUCCCAAGGCUCCAGUCCGACCCUGAAUGAGCGCUCUUCACUAGUUGAGCCAAAUUUCUGGGUUAAAGUAGA
Molecule: messenger RNA, 3773 nt
Organism: Xenopus laevis (African clawed frog)
Lineage: Eukaryota; Metazoa; Chordata; Amphibia; Anura; Pipidae
Gene: slc44a5.S
Product: solute carrier family 44 member 5 S homeolog
Exons: 22
Coding region: 132-2276 (714 amino acids)
Biological process (GO): transmembrane transport
Cellular component (GO): plasma membrane; membrane
Molecular function (GO): transmembrane transporter activity
Source: RefSeq, a predicted model, not a curated record